Pseudopipra pipra is the source of this 4044-nucleotide messenger RNA. Its product is annotated as acyl-CoA (8-3)-desaturase-like. Gene Ontology annotation, molecular function: oxidoreductase activity, acting on paired donors, with oxidation of a pair of donors resulting in the reduction of molecular oxygen to two molecules of water. Gene Ontology annotation, cellular component: membrane. The record is from RefSeq and is a predicted model, not a curated record. Bases 1 to 1413 code for a protein of 470 amino acids. NCBI's taxonomy places the organism in Eukaryota, Metazoa, Chordata, Aves, Passeriformes, Pipridae. Gene Ontology annotation, biological process: lipid metabolic process. The transcript is spliced from 12 exons.
AUGGUCCACCCUCAGCCUGGACAAGAGCAAGGCUCAGCCUGGUGGAUCCCGGCUCUGAGUGCACAGAUGCCUCCUCAGACGGGCUCCAGCGAGAAGGGGACGAGUCCCAUUCCGGCCUUCCCGCAGCCUUUCACUUGGGAAGAGGUCAGGAUGCACGAUGGCCGUGGGGAGAGCCAGGAGCAGUGGCUGGUCAUCGACAGGAAGGUCUAUGAUGUCAGCAGGUUUUCCAAGAAGCACCCUGGAGGCAGCAGAGUUAUCAGCCACUAUGCUGGGCAAGAUGCCACGGAUGCCUUUGUAGCUUUUCACAACGAUAAGUCUCUGGUGAAAAAGUACUUGAGAUCUCUGCUGAUUGGGGAGCUGGCACCAGAUCAACCCAGCUUUGAGUCCAAUAAAAAGAAAUCCCUCCUGGAGGAUUUUCGUGAGCUGCGCUGCACUGUUGAGAAGAUGGGACUUCUGAGGCCAAACUACUUCUUCUUCUUCCUCGUUUUCCUUCACGUCCUGGUACUGGAUGCUGCAUCCUGGCUCGUGAUCUGGUACUUUGGCAUCUCCUUAGUGCCUUUCCUGGCUGGCAUGGCGUUCUUCACCGUUGCUCAGAUCCAGAUGGGCUGGUUCCAGCAUGAUCUGGGGCACUGCUCUGUCUUCAGGAAGCCCAGAUGGAAUCGGGUGCUGCAGAUGGUGGUGAUAAAUGUUCUGAAGGGCUUACCUGCCAGCUGGUGGAACCACCUGCACAACCAGCACCACGCCAAACCCAACUGCUUCCGUAAAGACCCUGACCUCAACAUGCACCCCAUCCUCUUCAGCCUGGGAAAGACACUUUCUGUGGAGCUUGGAAAGAAGAAGAAGAAGUUCAUGCCUUACAAUUACCAGCAUAAGUAUUUCUUCUUGUUGGCCCCACUUGCACUCAUCCCCUUCUUCCAGCUGACUAUAUUCCACUUUACAAUCAAGAGGAAAAAGUGGUUGGACCUGAUAUUGCUUGUGUCUUUCACCAUCCGAGUUUCCCUCAUGUAUAUUCCUUUAAUGGGAUUUAAGAACUUCAUGAUAUACUAUUGGCUGUCCAGGUACUUUGAGAGCACCUGGUUUAUUUGGGUGUCACAGAUGAACCACAUUCCCAUGGACAUUGGUUAUGAUCAGAACAAAGACUGGGUGUCUACUCAGCUCCAUGCAACCUGCAACGUGGAGCAAUCUUUGUUCAAUGACUGGUUCACUGGGCACUUGAACUUCCAAAUUGAGCACCACCUGUUCCCCACAAUGCCUCGACACAACUACUGGAAAGUAGCUCCUCUAGUGAAAAGCCUUUGUGAUAAGCACGGCAUUGAAUAUAAAACCAAGACUUUACUGACAGCCUUUGUAGAUAUUUUGCAUUCCCUGAAGGAUUCUGGGGAGCACUGGCUUGAAGCAUAUCUGCAUGGGUAAAAACUGGCAACUCUCAAAGGGAACCUCUUCACCACCCAACUGCUGCCAGGACUCAGCACAGACCAUCCAUGUGUGUGUCUUCAGGCAUAUAAAUUCAGGAGCUGGGCAAAGCUAAUUUCAGUAAGAAUCAAGUGGGAAAGUGGCUUAAAGAUACAUAUUUUUUUCUUGGUCUCAACCAUGAACCUCUAUUUUUCCUGCUCUCAAUCUCAGAAUUUAGAGAUGGGCUUUUAAACUGGGGAGAAUUUGAAUCAACUUGAUGAGUUGAACUUCAUUGGAGGCACCAGCUCAUUGCUUAUGGAAGAAGUUUAAACUGAAAUUCUUUAUAAUGUCAGAGAAUCAUGGAAUGAUUUGGAUUGGAAGGGACUUUAAAGAUCAUCUUGUUCCACGGGCAGGGACACCUUCCACUAGACCAGAUUCCUCCAAGUCCUGUCCAACCUGGCCUUGGACACUUCCACGGACAGGGCAGCCACAGCUUCUCUGGACAACCUGUGCCAGGGCCUCACCACCCUCACAGGGAAGGAUUUCUCCCUAAUAUCCAAUGUAAACCUGCUCUCUGUCAGUUUAAAACUAUUAUCCCUUGUUCUGUCACUACAAGUCCUGGUUAAAACUCUCUUCCCAUCUUCCUUACAAGCCUCUUUCAGUAUUAAGGUCUCAGUGUUUUUGGGAUAGCACAAAGCAAACUGCAGGAAGUCAGGAGAUAUUAGGGCAGGGGGAAUCUUUAAGGGAUAUUUCUGAAUAGAUAAAGGUGCAAAGAACAAGAUGGCCUGGGGUAUGUCCCCGUUGCUACUGAUCACAUGUAAACUACUUGUUCUGAUUACUUAGGUGCUAUAACUAGUUCUGUUCAUGGAUUGCGUGGGGAGGGAGAUAAUUAAUUGCUGGUUUACACCUGUAGUAGGCAGUUUGAAUCCAGUUUGUAUAGCAUGUAUUAUUUAUAGGCAUAAAUACAUGUAUAUAUGUUAAUUGAGUGCUAACUGUGCUGUCUGACUGGCUUUCUGAUGUAGACCAGCCUUGAAUAAGAUUGAGAACAAGCCUAAGCACUGAGGAGCAGGUCCACAUUUCAAGGGUGUUUAUGGCACUCUUGCUUUUAUUGAGUUUUAUGUGUAUUAAAUUUUAUCUAAAUGAUUAUUUCUUGGUCAUUCCAAGGACCUGUGGUUAUGGUCAAGGACAGCUUCUGCUGGUGGAAAGUGUCAUACACACCUGUGUAGAGGCUCUCCAAGAACACUGCUGGGUUUUGAGAGAGACAAUAAAAGAAAGAAGUGGGUCUAUGGUUGAAUAUUUUCAUUCAGAGUGCUUUAAAUUGUAUGGGAAAGGUAAAAUGUCAAGGCAGAGAGAUGAAUAACAGAUAGUAAAAAUAGAGGAUGUAUGAAAGAACAAGUUGAUGUGUGGUUAUCAUUUAACAGCAGGGAAAAAAGCAGGGGGAAAAAAGCUGAGUGGUGAUAACCUGGUUGUUUGGAAAAGCUAAAAUAGAAAAGCUAAAAAUAGGAAAAAAAGAGAAAUUGUAAGAAAUUAUAGCUAUAAUUAUGAAUAAAGUUCUUCUUCAUGAUUUUUGGAUUGAAAUUAAUUCCUGGUUUAGAAAGAGUGUGAGAUCUCUGAUUAAUCUUGCUGAUUUUGCAAAGGAAUUCUGAUUCAAUGAUAUCUCCCAAUACUGUGUAGAGCAAAGAUAUUCCACUAGGAGAGAGCUGAGCCACACUGGCAGAACCUGUGUUGUGCUAUGUCCACCUAAUUGACCAAAACCCGUGAAGGUGAGUCUACAAUGGCAAGUAAAUAGACAAUUUGCCCACAGAAACAAAGACCAUGUGGUUCUUCUCCUCUACCAUUCACACCCAGAGCUUUCAGGGGACAAAACACCCACAGGAGGAAGAUGUGGAAGAUCUUAAAGUGAGAUACCACCAUGAACAACUGAGCAGCAACUCAAGUGUUACAAGCUACAGGCACCAACAGCCUCUUCUAGGUAACAAGAUCAAGCCCCCACACACAAAGCAGGAGUUUGGGCUUUUCAUUUUUGCCUUUGUUGUUUUAAGAACAUCUCCAUUUCUUCUUUUUAUUUAUAUUUCUUUUUUGUGUAGGUGCAGGUACUAAUAGCAUUGUUCUGGUUAUUUCAUAAUAAUAGUUGACAGAUGCCUUUGAGAAUGAUCCUGUUUAAAAAAGAAGCUGUUAAAAAAAAAAUCUGUUUAAAAUGUAAUUUGGAAACCUCUGCUAACUAGUGCCUAUACCAAUUCUGUAUUCUGAAAUCCUAGCCUGGUUAGAAUGGUGAUAUCCACAAUUAUUUGCAACAGUAGAAACAUUUUAUAAAUAUUUAAAGGACAAUACUGUCUUAACAUGACUGCAGGAAUUGUAUUGCAUGCACAUGAAGAUAGUGUUAAACUGAUGUCUUGCUGAAGGCAAUAUAAAUAUUAAGGAUGCCUAUAUUUUUUUUUUACCGGUGAGACUUGAAAGCUUUGUUCAUUAUAUCCUGAGUCCCACUGAAACCAGCAUAAGACUGAUGCAAAAUGAUUCUUUCUGGUGUGACUCAUAAAUCUGAUGAUUUGUUGCAUUUAAUUGGAAUUCUACUUCUUUGAGUGUUGUUAUUUAUUGAGUUUGUCUUUUUGCAGCCUCAUUUUAAUUAAAAUGUCUUGUCUCCGAUUGGCUUAA